AUGAAGAUUCGUUUGGUUGUAUACACUGGCGGAAAGUGGGAAAUCGUUAACGGAAAGUUGGAGUAUGUUGCUGAUGCUGAUUCAAGUAGACGUGGUUUAGAAAUUGAACCCAACCUUUCAUACACCGCUCUUUUAAGUAAACUGUCAAACAUUUGGUUUGGUGUUGGAUCAUCUGGUUUUUCAAGUCCAAAAAAAUUUUUAGUUCCUGAUUUAAAUUUCUGUACUGAUGAAGAAAAUUAUGAUGUUGUAAACGACUCCCAACCAAAUCCUGAUAAUUCUUUCGAAAAUUGUUCGCGAUCUUCAUCAAUUACUUUUGAACCAGGUCACGUAUUUAAUAACAAAGAAGACAUGAAACUUGAAUUGGGAAAAAAAUGUUUGUUAGAACACUUUGAGUUUAAAAGUUUUAACGAUAAACACACGUGCUCGAAGACGCUAACGUACCCACAUGUUCGUCAGGCAAACCCACAUGUUGUUGCUCAUUAUUUAAAAGAACCUUUAAAAGACAGUGGAAGAAUAUAUCGUUGUAAUGAAAUAGUGAAAGAUUUUAGACAGAGAUUCCAAGUUGAGAUAACCACUAGUCAAGCUUGGCGUGGAAAAAGUCUGGCACUAGAGCUUUUACAAGGAUCAAGCAGAGAGUCGUUCGCAGAACUACCACUUUACUGUUACAAUCUUGAGCGGGCAAAUCCUGGUUCUGUUACACAUAUCAAGACUGAUCACGAGCGUCGGUUUGAGAUGGUCUUUGUCGCGAUUGGUGCUGCGAUUCGUACCUUUAUAUGCAAUUUAAGACCGGUGGUGAUCAUUGAUGCUGCACACCUAAAGGGUGAAUUUAAAGGGACGUUAUUUUUAGCUGUUGGGAUGGAUGGAAACAACCAAAUUUUACCAAUUUCCUACGGAAUAGGAAAAUCAGAGGAUGGUGAAUGUUGGACAUGGUUUCUGUCAAAGCUUAAAGAAUGUAUCGGUGAAAUACCUGAAAUGGCCAUAAUUUCGGAUAGAGCGAAUUCUAUACAUCUGGCUGUUAGAAACGUCUUUCCACAUGUUUAUCAUGGGUUAUGUUGUCGUCAUUUAAUGAUGAACCUACGUUUACCCUCUGAUAAAAAAAAAGAAAAUGAGAAGUUGUGGUGGAAGACAUGCAAAUCGUACCGAUUGUCUGAUUUAACGAGUCAUUUAAUGCUCUUUGUCUUGCCGUUCCUAGAGUGCGACACACUCUAA
This is a messenger RNA of Helianthus annuus (common sunflower), 1209 nucleotides long. RefSeq lists its product as uncharacterized. Lineage: Eukaryota; Viridiplantae; Streptophyta; Magnoliopsida; Asterales; Asteraceae. Bases 1 to 1209 code for a protein of 402 amino acids. The record is from RefSeq and is a predicted model, not a curated record. The transcript has 4 exons.